This is a messenger RNA of Letharia lupina, 1143 nucleotides long. RefSeq lists its product as uncharacterized. The record is from RefSeq and is a predicted model, not a curated record. Lineage: Eukaryota; Fungi; Ascomycota; Lecanoromycetes; Lecanorales; Parmeliaceae. Bases 1 to 1143 code for a protein of 380 amino acids. The transcript is spliced from 2 exons.
AUGGCUGAACAAUGGCCACAUCAACAAGACGGGCGUGAACACUCUAUGUCGGAUGGUAUUCACAGUGUCGAUGUUCGCUCUUUGGAUCCUGAGUAUCUUUCUGCCUGCGUUCUUUUUGCUCAGAGCCAUGGCAUAUACCCCUCGUCUUCAGCGCGUCACCCAGAUAACGAUAUCGCGUCUAAUAGUCUCAAUGCUCUACCAGAAGGUGAUUACCAGAGCACAGACCUUGCAGUGGAUCAUCAAGGCCCAAAUCGUGGGCCAUUUAGUACCCAUGAUCCCACGUUGUACACUAGCAACACGUUUGCGGACACCAGCUAUCCUCAACAUGAUCGUUGCCAAUACUCCAGUCCCUAUACGGAGACAACAGCUGCCGAUCCUAUCUACAAUCAGCGCAGUAGCAGCUUUCCCAUUUCAAAUCAUGAUGACAUAAACCUCGACCCUAGCCUUCCUCACCAGCACAGCUACCACCCUCAGCAUCAAGCCUCAAGCCCCUACGCAAAUGACGCUACUGCUCCAGCUCAAGCUAGAAAACACCAUUCCACCCCAGCGCCAACCAAGCUCCACAGGAAGAUAACCCAACCACGUCUUCGAUUCGUCACCAACGAAGUCGGCGACAACGGUUUCGCAACCCUCCACAACUAUGACCCGCAAUGGGUCCAGAGCACAGGUGCUGAUCCGAACUCUGUGUUCGAAUCCUACAGCAAGAUGAAGUUCGAAAAACUCUUCCUCGCCGGAGUCAUCCAGAAGGCUGACAGACUCGUCAUCCGGUACACCGGCGCGUUUUCGAGCGUUGUCGACAACGGCGUUGCUACUCUGACGCACGUCGGCUUCUCCAGAGGCUCAAAGCGGAAUAUACUCUUCCCGGACCUGGCUCUGACUCUGAGCUCGCACCCCUCGUAUCUGCGAACCAUCUCCGCCUGCAGCGGGCCCGGUGCCAUCAUGACGCAUUUCGCCCAGUGCAACAUCACCGGGCCUGAUAUUGGUGCAAAUUUGGCCAGGCACUUGCAUGUGUGGCGUGGGUCUCAGGGUCUGGGGACGUUGAAGUAUGUGCGGCAGGCUUACCACACGUGGAAGAAGGAUAUGGAAACCGACCGUGAUGGAGCAGACGGGAAUGGUGUGACAAAGGAGGGCGAGGGAAUCUGA